GCGGCGCUGAGCCGGGCGGCGAGGAUGGUGCGGGGAGGGAGAAGUCCUGGCAGAGAUCUAGCGGCGGUGGAGCCUCCCUGUCCCCUGCCUCCCAACCUCCCUCCCGCGGGGCCGAGGCGCUGGGGAGCAUGAGGCGGCGGCGGGGACCUGUUGUGUAGGGGGAGGCGCGGGCAGGGAGGAUGAGGAGGACCUGCUCCCGAGGCGCUGGUGUCUGUCGGCGACCGGCCGUGCCCCGGGCUGCCACGGGCUCGGGAGAAUCCCUUGCUGUGGAGUGGUGACAGGGGAGCCCUGCGCCCCUAGGUCUGCGCGGAGCGGCGGCCGCUUCCCGCUGGACUGCGGCUUCAGGAAGAGGAGAGCUUCAAGUGUUCUUCGGAAGCUGGAGUUGCUGGUUCCUUACUUGCCUGUUUUUUUCUUUUUUUCUUUUUUUUUUUUUUCAUUUUCUUUUUUCUUUUUCCUCCCCUCCCCCCUUAAUGAUUUGUUUCGCGUGUCUCUCGAGGGAACGUCUUAGGAAUGGUCAUUUUUAGCAGUGGAAUCUGCUGCGCAAAGAAGGAUUAUAACAAAUCUCUAUGAAUGAUAGACUCGAUUGCUAAACCUUGCCUUGACCAACCUUCUGACCCUCGGAGAAAACUCUCAGGGUGUGCGUGGGAAGGAAAAAGCUUUCCCACUUGAAAAUAAACUUGAUAAAAAAAGACUUGAUUUUUUUUUUUUUUGAGAGCCUAACUGAUUUAUAAUUACUUUUUUUUUUUUUUUUUUUCUUUUUGUCCUGUUUUGUGAUAAGUUGUUUUAAAAGGAUUGUCCUACGUGGUUGUUUUGUAACUGGUGGAGGAAGGAAGGAUCCCUCUCAAGCGUUUCUGAUAUGACAGCUUUGGUUUCUGAAGAGUUAAGUGGUGUUUGCAUGAUACACCUAUUGCUAGUCUGGUAGCAGAGUUUUAUUUGCUUUUUUUUAUUAACUGGGGCUGGUGGAGAGGGCUCUCUUGGCCAGAAGAAUAUUUGCACAUACAUAUUUGUAUAUAUUUUUGGUGGGGUUCUCCCCACAUUUUACUCUUUCUUGAUGACUCCUGGAGGUGGUAGUGGGCCCAUGAAAGACUGUGAAUACAGUCAGAUCAGCACACACAGCUCUUCGUCUCCCAUGGAGUCUCCCCAUAAGAAAAAGAAAUCAGUUCCCAAGAGAAAAUGGGAGGUUUUUCCUGGAAGAAACAAGUUCUUCUGCAAUGGGAGGAUCAUGAUGGCUCGACAGACUGGAGUCUUCUACCUGACUCUUGUUCUCAUCUUGGUCACCAGUGGACUCUUCUUUGCAUUUGAUUGCCCAUAUUUGUCAGAGAAGAUUACGCCUGCUAUACCUGCAAUUGGUGGGAUUCUUUUCUUUUUCGUGAUGGGGACCCUGCUGCGUACUAGUUUCAGUGAUCCUGGUGUCCUCCCCCGCGCAACACCAGAUGAGGCAGCAGAUCUAGAGAGACAAAUAGGUAACACUGAAGAUAUAGCAAAUGGCUCCAGUUCAGGAGGAUAUCGCCCCCCUCCCAGAACAAAAGAAGUGAUCAUCAAUGGACAGACAGUGAAACUAAAAUAUUGUUUUACUUGCAAGAUUUUCCGCCCACCUCGUGCCUCACAUUGCAGCCUUUGUGAUAACUGCGUAGAACGGUUUGAUCACCACUGUCCCUGGGUAGGCAACUGUGUGGGGAAAAGAAACUACAGAUUUUUUUAUAUGUUUAUUUUAUCUCUGUCCUUUCUGACAGUCUUUAUAUUUGCAUUCGUUAUCACCCACGUCAUCCUUCGUUCUCAACAAACAGGGUUCCUCAAUGCUCUGAAGGACAGUCCUGCAAGUGUGCUGGAAGCUGUGGUGUGUUUUUUCUCAGUAUGGUCCAUUGUUGGCCUCUCAGGUUUUCAUACGUAUUUGAUCAGCUCCAAUCAAACAACAAAUGAAGAUAUUAAAGGAUCAUGGUCAAAUAAAAGAGGUAAAGAAAACUAUAAUCCCUACAGUUAUGGCAACAUCUUUACUAACUGCUGUGCUGCUCUCUGUGGGCCCCUCUCUCCAAGUUUAAUUGACAGAAGAGGAUUUAUACAGCCAGAUACACCACAAUUAGCAGGACCAUCAAAUGGCAUUACCAUGUACGGGGCCACACAAUCUCAGAGCAACAUGACAGAAGCAGAGUGGGACAGCAAAGAGGAUUGUUCCUGGAUUCAGCAUGAAGUGGUUUCAGAACGCUUCUAAUGAAACAAGAGGAGUUACUUCCGUACAGCAGCCCUUGUUUCUGCCCAAUUUGUUUGGGGAAAGGGUGAGCCAGUCCAUUACACACAGUGCAAGGGAAUGUCCUCUGUUCUGCCAGAGGAUGGCAAAAUAAAAAUUGCCUCAGACUGAACCCAUCUGUCACCACAGCAUGUUUUGCCCUCUCUGUAGCAAUGUGGUGAUAACAGUUCCUGAUCCCUCUGGCAUAUCGCCCUAAGGCAGGCAAGGAGAUUAACCUAAAUUUAGCAUGAUAUUGUUCAAAAAAUAACCCCUUCUCUCUCAAUUCUUUUUCCCUAACUAAGCAAUACCAUUCUGGUGAGUGGAGAAGGUAGGAAAGGGAAAUGCCUUUUUUGUAGGAUAGAGGCCUCCUAAAUUGCAGGAUACCAUCCAUCUUCUCAGGAUGCAUCUGACACUGAAUUUCCUCCAGAGGCUCGUGAAAAAGAGAUACUUUAUCAAACAUCCUGAACUUCACUCCUGUUUGGGUCUAAUUAUGCCAUUUGCUAGUCAGGAUGAUUCUGAGAUACUUAAAUAUGCUAAGAUACUAUGAAGUUCUUUGAAGGUCUUUUUGUAAAUUGUUUUGUAAUUAUGCAUAAAUCCAAUCUGAAGCAGAUGCAUACAGAUAAAGCAGUGAAGGUUGAUUAAAGGUAUGUAGGUCGUUAGAGUGAAAUUCAAAAUUUGUGUUGGUUUAUGUUCUUACUGCCUCUACAGGAUGCAACCUUGAUAGUUGCUACAUGAUCUAACAGAAAAAAAAUGUAUCUUGCCCAAGGAUAUGUGUUAAAUCUAUUUAUUCUGUUGUAAAUCUAACUAUAAUCUAAAUUAUAUAAAUUCUUACUAUGUAUAGUAAUUGCUGCUUCCUCCAAAAUAUUUGUGACAGGCAUCAUAGCAGCUAUCAGGGGCUGGCUUUUCCAAUAUUUCUGUGCUCUGAAUUUUCAGAUUCUUCUGAAAAAUUUCUCAUUUAAUGACUGCACAUAAGCUGAGCUUGUGUUUGUUUGGAGAUUUUAUACUAUGCUGUAAAAAGUAGUCAGGUAUUCCACACAGGUAACUUAUACAGAGCCAGUUCUGGAUUUACUUGUGUUCACUGGGUUAUUUUCUUCAGCAGGUCUGUCUGUAGGGGUGAGAGCACAAGGAACUUAGAGAAAAAAACAGGGGAGAGCCAACAUUGUUUUGAGGAUGAAGUUCAGCACUAACACGUGUAUGGGACACCAGCCCUCUGCCUUUGCCUUGCUCCAGUACAGGCUGCUUCGCAGAGACACGAUCUUGUCACUGUGUUUUUCAAGCUCUUCCUGAACCUCUUAUCACAUGGUCCUUAUUUGUGGUUAUUGCAUCAGAACAGUGUGAAUAGGCUCUGUUUGCUGAUGGGUGGAGGACUGAUUUGGCAGAAGAGCGUGAUUCACUUUGUGAAGAAAUCUGGCCAGCGAGUCAUUCGAGCACGCUUGUGCACACACACACACACACACACAGAGUGCAGCCCUAUCUGGGGAUGUUGUGUACAUAAAUAAUGAGCAGCAGAGGGGAUUAAACACCUGAUGACCCAUCAAGCUUAAAGAGCUGGGAGCAGGAAGUUGCCUAUAAUCCAGAGCAGAGCACGUGAUGAAAGAGCAGCAAAUUCAUGGUUUAGGAAUCCCUGAGUGGAUAAUUCAGUCUUUUCAGGCUGCAGUGAUGAAUCACUGAGGGUUUUUCUGGGUGUGAGCCCUCAGGUGAGGAGAUGCUGGCCACAGUGGAAGUGACCUCGACAACAAGCUCAGAUCAGAUCAGGGGCUGUUCUAAAGCAGAAAGGCAGUGGGCCAGCAACACAGAGCACACAGAGCUAGAGUUUAAUUGUAAGGUUAGGAUUAAAUAAUGAUUUGUCAAAAUUUAAGAGUACAGCUCUAUUACAUGUCUGAGGCCAGAUAGGUGCUCCACAAAUGUUAAUUAUACAUGCUGCCUUCAAAAGAAAAGUAAUUUGUGCUGUGGUGAAAUGAAGUUAUAAAGGUAGCAGUGACUGGAAAAAAACAUGAGAGAUUUCUCCCUUCUUUGUCACUGCAAAGCACUGAUGGAAAGACAUUCAGAUUUUGGGUUUGGAGACUUGUGAUUAAAUAUAACAUUGUUGUAGACCCAUCAAAACUAACAAAAAUACCUUAAGCAUGUAUUCAGUCAUAUUUCUGUGAUUACAGAAUGGUGUAUCUAUCUUAAAAUAUAGUAUUUGAACAAAACACCUGAGAAAUCUCAACACACUCCAGAAUUUUUGAAGUGCAUUUGGAGUUUUGACCAGGUAAGUUUGGGUAGCUGUGUGUACAUACUCAAUAGCUCUCUGUGAUAUUUUUUGGGUAUUCUGUAAAAUAGGUUAUCUUGUCAUGUGGUAAGUACCUUCAAAAAUCAGUUAUCAAAAAAGCAAAGAAGUAGAGACAAGCUAGCACAGCAAGCAAAACUACCUGUCCCUGCAUAAACAGUGCUCCUGUGCUCCAAGAGAACGGACGGACAGACAGACACCAGUGUAAUUGUAGUGAGGGCCGGCACCUUGCAGGCAUCAGCAUUGCUGGAGAUGAGGGUUUGGAUGUCACGAGUUUCCAUGACCUCAUUGCUCACAGAAGUUUGUUGUCUGGGCAGAACUGCUGUUGCUGCAGCAAGCCAACUCUCCCCCCGGCAAGGACUGGGUGAGGAGGGCAAUGAGGGGGAACUGCAUGAAAACUUGACAAAUCACUGCUGCUACACGUUGUUUUAGGAACUGUAAGAAUCAGGAAACACAAGACUUAGUCCUCUUCACCUCCCAGAUGGCCUUGUAGGAGAAUACACGGACAGCAACAACCCAAUUCUGCAGCCUUCUCCAAAUCUGGUGGGUCUAAGGGGCAAUCAAUUUAAAUUUUAUAGGAGGACAGCCCUGCCUGUUGGCAGGCAACAACUGCCUGCUCAUUGUACUGAGUCACGCUCCCUUCCACGAAAAGAGGUUAAUCUGUCUGCCCAGCCACAUCUCUGACUUGUGGCUCAACAUAAGGCUUGAUCCAAAGCUUGUCUACCGUCACUAAAGGGGUGUCUGUCAGCUUUGGUGAGACUAAAACUCUGUGAGGAUUCCCAGUAUAGAGAUAAAUCUGUGCAGGGGCUCUUGGGCUACAGAAGGGAACACAUAAUGUCUAGUUUUAAGAGGCAACGUGAAGAGUGUAGACUUGAGCAGAAUGUGGUGUUUGAGCAGUGUCAGUGCCAAUAGAUUGCUGAAUGGAGUUAAUUCAAGAAUUCCCUUGCUCACCAGGCUGUAAAGUCUCCAUUAAAAAAAAAAAAAAAACAACAAACCAACCAGCAAACACUUUAGCUUUAUUUAUGCUAUUAAGAAAAGCUGAAAAGAGAAUGAGGGGAAAAAAAAGAAGCUGUUUACAAUUUCCUGAAAUUUGAGACAAUGUAAAAUAUUGACUUGAUUUGCUAUUUAAGUGCUAAAAGAAGUUUCCUAUAGCCAAAAACAAUCUCUGCUUUUAUAAAUCCAAAUGUACACAUUCCGUCAGCUGAGGCAAAGCCAAAAGGAUUUGGAACGUGGCAGAAAGUUUUAUUAAUGAAUGAUUAGGAUUUAUCCUGCAAAUAAUAUUGCUUUGUUUUGAUCUGGCAUAGGUCAAAAAAGGAUCUGAGUUUUAGAAGCUUCUUCAAGAAAUCAUUACCAUAAACUUAAAAACACCCAUUGCACUUCAGAACAGGAAAAAUGGAAAUUAGCAUGCUGUGCUGACUGUGCCCUCCUCUAAUUCUCCCUCUUAGAGAUGGCCCUGGAUAAAAAGCUGCUGCCUCCCAUGCCAGCACCUGUUCUAGCAUUUCAAGUGUCAAGAGAGGAGCAGAUCUGCUCUGGGAGCAUCAUCUUUUGUGGGGAAAAAUUAUCUGCCAUGAGUCCAAAGAAAUGGCUGGAAGAGCGGAGCUGAUAGAGGGCACUUGGUGAGAUAGCUACAACUUGAUGGCUAAACCACUCUCUAAUCUGUUGGUCACUUUUACAGUAUUUUCCUCCCACUUACAAGUUCCACAGUCCCUGAGAAUAUGAAAUCCUAUAGAAACGUUUUCUUUGGGAGAUAUAUUAAUCCAAUAUUAUAAUAAAAUAUGACAUAAU
Parus major (Great Tit) is the source of this 6278-nucleotide messenger RNA. It is a transcript of the gene ZDHHC14, whose product is annotated as zinc finger DHHC-type palmitoyltransferase 14. The transcript is spliced from 9 exons. The record is from RefSeq and is a predicted model, not a curated record. Gene Ontology annotation, biological process: protein targeting to membrane; peptidyl-L-cysteine S-palmitoylation. Gene Ontology annotation, cellular component: endoplasmic reticulum; Golgi apparatus. Gene Ontology annotation, molecular function: protein-cysteine S-palmitoyltransferase activity. Bases 1052 to 2209 code for a protein of 385 amino acids. Lineage: Eukaryota; Metazoa; Chordata; Aves; Passeriformes; Paridae.